Molecule: messenger RNA, 8960 nt
Organism: Pocillopora meandrina
Lineage: Eukaryota; Metazoa; Cnidaria; Anthozoa; Scleractinia; Pocilloporidae
Source: the annotation of a GenBank genome assembly
AUGAAAGUACUUGAGUGUGGUUGUUUGAAUGGGUAUACAGGAACGCUCUGCGAGAGUGAUCUCGACGCAUGUGAAGCAAAUCUAAACCCAUGUUACCCAGGUGUAAAGUGCAUCGACCUUCCCCCUCCAGCAAAUAUAUCUGGCUACAAAUGUGGACCUUGUCCGAAUGGAUUCACGGGAGAUGGAUCCAAAUGUCGAGGUAUCCAUUAUCAAACUGGAUUUCUGACAUAGCUCAAAACAUAUAUAAAGGCAAACGUAUCCCUGAUCCAGUUUCACUGUACUCCUUAAGUCAGUCAAAGAACCGACAAGAAUAAGUUAUUUGCGAGGGAAACAAUAAAAGAGGGCUGUAAUUUUGCGGAAGAAAUAAUGCACAUUUUGUCGAGUACUUAGCUGACCUAGCUAGACUCUGCGUUUGUAUGGUAUUGCUACAAUUCAGAGUUAAAACGUUAUAUGGGGCUGCACUUACAUCGCAGCUCCAUCGAACUGAUCCCAGUUAGACUUUUUUCUCAAGAAAACUGAGUCCAGUUGGUAAAUAAACACCUCAGGUUCAUUCAAUAUGUUAUACUCAAAUUGUGUCACUACUGUAGCCUCUGAGUAUCCAUUAUAAGAAGAAGAAAGUUUUGAUGUUAGCAGCAAAUAAAUAAUAACAUACUAUCAUAAUUAUAAUUUAAUUCCUUUUUUCAGACUUUGACGAAUGUUUACAAGGGUCGAACGGUGGAUGCAGUCAAGUCUGUAUCAACACACCAGGCUCGUUCACAUGCGACUGUAGAAAAGGAUACUUGCUCAAGAUUGACCAGCGAAAUUGUGAUGGUAAAGCACCAAAUUCUCAUGUUUUCUCUCAUUUCAUCUCUGAGUAAGCUACCAUGCAUAGUGAAUAUUUUAGAGGACCAUUGCGCGACAGAAUAAAAAUUUACUCGCACAAACCCUAUACGUUUAAGUAUAACUCCUUAUUAUAACAAAGUUCGUAUAUAACACGCGCUAUCAUUAGUUGAAAAAGCGUGCACUAUCAUAGUACAAGAUAGAGCUAAAGCUAUCACGCCAUCUUCUAAAUUGUGCCAACUUUUCCCGGACUUCUCUCUAGCUUUUUUUCGUUAAUUGAAAGUGAAACUUCGGAGGAAACGAGACGGCAAGUCGCAACAGAAGAACCAAACAAAGAUUUGUAAACAUACCAAGCGCCACAAUUUUCUUUAUUAUGACAAAAGCAAAGACGAAAAUCCUCAAAGAGAAAACGAAAUGGACAGUUCGAGUUUUGAAGGUUUACACGCUCAGCUGGAUUGCAAGUUACGUACGGUAAUAAAAAUUAAACACCGGUAACACUCGUUUAGUAUAUAUAGUUUUGUGUUCAAAAACAAAACAAAACAAAUGAUGAAAAAUAUAGCUAAACUGGAGUAAGUGUCAAAGUUCAUACUAAUCAUGACGGUGUCAGAGCUACUGCGAUCAUGCUGAGGUCCAUCGUGGCAAUCUCCGGUCAGCGUAGUGAAGCAAGCUUCAGAAUUUACAUCGGCCGCCUUUCGAGUGAAAAUGGAUCCCGAGCAAUCUUCAUGUUCCAGUGAAUUCAGCUGUCGUUCCUUUAUAAAACACACGCCUUCAACAGUUUGUUGCCUAAUUUUCAUGUGUGUUUUUAUGAGCCACAAUUCGGCCGGAUUUCACUAAACAUUUCCCUUUCAAAUUUCGUAUUAGAGACUAAAUAGACUUGCGGCAAAAGUGCUAAAUUCGACUUGCCGAACUAUUUCAGUUUGUAAACUAUUACGAAUUGUGAACUUCGAUGGUUUGUGAACUCUGAUGGUUUGACAUUUUAGACAGCUUAAAUCUUUUUCAUCCAAUCAGAUUAUUUGAACCAUCCCAAGAAAGAUCCUGAUGGGCUCAUUGUGGCGUGCUUUUUGAAAGUGUAUAGAGCAUGCUGUCGACAUUGUUGUUCGCUUUGGAAAUAAAGUUUGUUUGAAAAUUUGAAGAAAUGCAUGGGAAAUUCACAUAUUUUUUAUAAAACAAAUGAGAAGAAAUACUCGACUAUGUCUCGUGUUUCUCCCUACACUUCUUUCGUGCUUUAGCCGCUUCCUGCGUUCUUUACGACAGAAAAGAGCACAGUCAAGGCUUCUCUAUUUUUAACUCACUUUUUUUUUAAUCAGACAUUAAUGAAUGCGUUCCUGUCAGCGACUGUAUGCACAAGUGUGAAAAUACAAACGGUGGAUAUCGAUGUAGCUGUGAUGAUUUCUUCAAAGUGGACCCUUCAGAUCCCAAAAAUUGUAUUCGUAAGUGAUUUUUAAAUUGCUUUACCCGCACUUGGAGUUAAAUUACUGCAUGGGGUGGGCAGUUUAUGAUUAUAAUUACUAACGGAAGUCUACAUUUCCUUGAAAAAAUCUACCUAGUAACCUUGAUGUACAAGCGAUUCUUUUAAGAUGUAAAGUCCAUUUUAUCUAGCAUCUGAUAAUUACUGUUAGGAAGUGUAAGUAUUUUACUUUAAGUUUCACUUUGGUAACGUUUUGAUCAGUUUUUCUGAUAGUUUUAUAAUUAUUAAGUUGUGUGGCCAUUUUAAGCGAUGUUAGAAAUCACUGAGUGUAUUUCUUUUUUUUAAUGUAUUGGCAGGCAAAAAUCGUUUGAUUCUGUAAACGCUUUUUUUCGGUAAGCAACAUGAAACGUAUGAAAAAAAUAACAAUAAUUAUAAAUCUUUUAUAUUAAAGCUGAUUCUCCAUGUCAGAAAGGUGAACAUAACUGUCAGCACAUCUGUUACCUUGGUUCAAACAAAAUUCAACAAUGUGCUUGUAGACGAGGCUAUCUUCUUGGAGACGAUGGGGAUAGUUGCAAAGGUGGGUAUAAUUGUAUUAACCUAAGAAACUAUACAGGGCCAGUUAGUAUACAUUUAGAGGGUGAACAAAUUAAAUUGGAUCUCACUUCACUUGGUUUAAGGUAAAAGAGAAGGGAUUCGUGCGUAUCGUGUAUACUGUUCGCCGUGUUCAAGAUGGCACCAGAUAGUAUUUCUCAUUUAAAAACGUUACCCUCUACAUUGAGAUUUACAAUCAUGUUGUAAGCUAUGCUUUUUUUUAAAUAAGUGGCCAGAACCUGGUAAACGAAGGAUAAAUAAAUCAAAUAAAUAUCAGGGUUGGCACCCAGUGUAAGGCGUAAGGCACUUUCAAAUAGUACAAUUUGUCUUCUUCAAGGCUAAUGCCAUAACGAAGGAUCAAACGGCUCUAAAUAAAAUUUAUAGCAAGCUUAAUAUAGAGAGCGAACAUGCAAACCUUAGGGAGGAUUUUAGGUUCUUAAUUUUUAUUUUUUAUGUACCUAAAGAAGACCAAAGACUGUGUUUGAUGUUGCUAGGGUAAUUAGAAGUAUAUCUGACAUAAAAUGAUCUACAUGAAAUGAAUUGACAACUUUAAUCAGUAGAGACAGCGGCGAAAGAACUUAAAAGUAGUGAUUCCCAGCGCCUUGUCUGUGUUCUGAAAAACGUUCGAACAAUCUGUCACUCCUUUAUGAACGGUUUUUGACCGGCAUUGUAUGUUAUUAAUGCAGUGUUAGACUGGAGGAUUGCAAGUAAUUCUACUACUUACAGUUUCGCCAUUUUUCCAUUAGAUAUUGAUGAAUGUGCGGCAAAUGAGAAUAGAUGCAGCCAUAAAUGCAACAACACGGAAGGAAGCUACACAUGUUCCUGUGUGGACGGCUUUAGACUGGACGCUGAUAAUGUCACUUGCAUAGGUAGUGUAAAGGCAGAAUUGAGGCAUUACCACGGAAAAAAAAUUAUAACUCUCUCAAUUGAAACGUUGUUUCAGGAUAAGAUGUUUUUAGAAUUUUAUCUGCAAGUCUAAUUUUUCAUUUGAUCAUUCCAUGCACGAAGAUAAUUUGAAGUAAGUCAACUUGCUCAAAAACCAUGAAAUUUUCUUGCAAUGUGAAAAAAUUUCUGGGUUCACACAUUCUCAAAUAUUACUUGUGUGUUACUCACUUUAUCUUUAUGUACAGUUCAAUAAGGGUAGCUGAACUGGAUCAUAAUCCGGUAAUGCCGGACAGAUUCAUCGAGAUACUGUGCUUAGUAUGAGUUUAUGUACUUUUCCAAUUGAGGCAAAGCAAUUGGCAUAAUGGCGUGUUCAUCGCCAAUGUCGAAUAUCGAUGUGCCAAUGAGUAAGCGAGAGAUAACCAGUAAGAGACUACUUCUCCCACUCAUCACCCGAAAGAAAAGGGGAAUCAAAGAUUAUAUGAUUUGAAAGGACAUGUAAUCACGAUGGGCUUACUCAGAACAACAAAGACUUAAACGGCAAUGAUGAUUAGAAAAAUGAAAAAAAAAUACUGAACGCCCUGAACUGCUUUACGCCGGCCAAAAAAUAAAAAAUUUUUAAAAAUGCUGAGCGUGCGAAGAGACGACUUUAAACAUAUGUAAGGCUAAUAGAAUAAGAAAGACAGUUAUUUUUGAGCUCCGCAAAGAAAAAGAGAAAGAUUUUUUUCGUCUUGUCACGAGCGUGGGACAAAGAAAAAAUUCUUAGCUCCCAUGAGGAAUCGAACUUCAGGUCUUCAGAUUUACAUCGGAGCGCGGAAUCCGGGGGUCUGGGGUUGGACUCCUCGUGGGACUCAGAAUUUUUUCUUUGUCCCGCGCUCGUGACAAGACGAAAACAUCUUUCUCUAUAUAUUAAGGCAACUUGGUUUUAAUUUACUGACUUUAGUUUGUCAUUUUAGAUAUAGACGAGUGCUUGGAAUGGACCUUUAAAUGUCAGGAUUCGUCACAGCGUUGCAAAAAUACUCAAGGUUCUUACAAAUGCGUCUGUGAAGAAGGACUUUAUUGGAUUGACAGUGCUUGCAAAGGUGAGACCACAUGUAUACAUACCACCCUGAUAAUACAGGAUAAAGUUAAUAUGCAAUGAGUUAAUGCUUAAAAACUCUUGUUUAAUGAAUACCAAAAACAUUUCAAUGGAUUUCUUCACAAAAAAAAUUUUUCUUAAUGAUUUCUAAUUUUCCAAAGGAAAGGUAAUGUUGAGGUGUGUCUUAUACCCCAUUAACAACGAAAAAAAUUUCAGUUAAACCGGGUUUUAAAUUGAGAAAAAGAGAUCUUAAAUACAGAAUUCUUACAUAGGUUUUAAGUACUAACCUUUUCUUUAAUGUUCUCGAUUUGAAUUCGUACACUUUUUUUUAGCCGCCUCUAUGAAGAAAAAAUUUUAAACUGUAUGUAACAAGACAGCUUUAAAACAUGUUUAAUUAAGCUUUGGCGUGAAUGCGGUAUAAGUUGCUCAAAUUAUCUAGACAUCGCAAGAGAUGUUGAACCAAAGUGUAAAUAGCUUAUUUGGAAGCACUCAGACUUAUAAAAUUAUUACUCGUUGAGAGGAAUUAAAAUUUAUCACUGUACAUUUAAUUAAAGUAAUGAGCCUGAGGAUAACUACUAAACGCAAAUCAUUCCAAGGAUACCUCAAAACUUCGAAUGUCGACUCGACUUCUCUUGUGAUGAUGUUACAGACUUUAUUCAUAACGUUUUGAUUGUUCGUUCCACUCAAGGUCCGGGCAAGAAUGAAAAACCACCUCCUCCACCGCCAGCACCGACUCCAAGAAUUCCGUCCUUGAUUGAAGAACGUCAAGCGAUUAUUAUCACAAUUAAAGGACUCAACUUAUCUCAGGUAUUGCCUUUCACUUGAAUGUGAUACGAAUAGUAUAUGUUCAAAGUCAUAAUCAGAUAGGGGAUGUUGAUGGUCACGUGGAAACACGAAAUUUCCAUUCUAAUGAGUGAGCUAACCCUACAAGUGAAAAAUUUUCUUGUGAGAAGAAACAUAUCGUAUCUUCUCGUGGCCAUCUAAAAUUCUUUUCAUUACAUAAAGACAGUGAAGACACUUCCAUUUGCUCUCGUACAUUUUUAUUUUAUGCGGUAAUGCGGUUCAUUUUUGAGAAAGGAAAAGGUUUGAAAAAUCAAUGAAAGCUAGGUUUUAAACUGCGAUGAUCAGAAUUCUCGCCAAUUCUCGUUGUUUGGAUGACAAAGUUAAAGUCUCCGAGAAAAAAUAAGAAAAAAUUGUUGCGCCUGUCUGGGUGCACGAGAGCGGAUUAAUUUAAAAUUUCAAAUAUGUUGAAUAGCCUUUAGGGAGCUGCAUGAAUACUGAAAAUAUUUUCCGAAAAAAGAAACCUCUAGUUUUUGAAAAAUGCAGAAAAAAAUUUGUCUUUCUCCAAAGGACGCAUCUUAUCGAAUUUGCCAUUAUGACUACAACACUCAGAAUAUCAUUUUUUUUCAUAUAUUUAUCAACCUUGUUCUUUUUACAAUUAUUCAGUGGAAUCUGCCCUUAGAGCAAGUCUUCAAAGAUGCAGUUGCAGAUUCUGUUACCACUUUCUGUGGGGAAAGCAGAGAUUGUGAGAUCACAGCGCCUCGAAAAAGGUUACUACAUCACUACCAAGCCUAAGCAUAACUAAAUUUUUCCACUAAUUCCGUUCUGCGAGUAAAUGAGAUAUAUGCUCCCAAACCCAGUAACAUUUUGUUAUAGCAAAAAUUCGUUACUGCCUUAAAGUUGACUGAGGCUAUUUUAUUGAUUUGGGAUAGCAACAGGGCUGGGAUUUUCAAAGCUGGGUUAAGAUAACUCCGGGAACUGUGAAUCUGAUGUCAGAUCUGAAAGCUUUAUAAGAAAAUUCAUCAUCAUUCUUUUUGACUACAAUUUGUUGCUUUAAUGCUCUAAAAAGAACAGAGAAAAUUAUCUAAAAAAAGCUUUUGAAAGGAGUCAAGAAACACAGAUUAAAUUUUAACCAGGGUUAGUUCUAAUAAGUCUUCGAACAAGUGGGCCUAGAACUAGAAGUAAACUGCACAUUUGACGACAGAAUUCAUUCUUUUGUCAACAAAUAAGAUGAGUUUUUUUAAUAAAAUCCGGUCAUGGCCAUUUUUCUGUUUAGUUCAAUUGGUCUUCUACCUCUCUCAAGCUAAAGAUGGUAUGGUUUUGAUUUCAGGAGGGCACUAGACUACAUACUUUUCACGUCAGAUCAAGUCCAUCUCCUUCCAGAUUAUCCAGAGCGAACUCCUUAUCUUAUGCAGAUUCGAGUUGCGAUCUACGUCCAGUUUCCACCUGGAGUGGCUGGUGACUCUCCUUCUACCCUGGAUAAAAACAUUUUGUUGACAGUCAUAAAUUCAUCUCGUGAAAAUUUGGAAAAGGCCCUGAACGUGUCAGUUGUUAACCUAAAGAUUGCGUACCUCGACCCUUCCACUGAGAGCAGUUUCACAGAGACUCCAAAAGUUCAUCAUGAAGAAACAACGAUAGGCUAUUUCAUUAUUGGUGGGGCAGCAGCUGGGGUUAUAUUGGCCAUCAUACUUUGUGUUUUGGGAUGUUGCAGGUGAGUUUCAUUCACGUUUGUCACUGGGUAACCAGUGUAAAAUGAGAACUUCGUCUUAAUAUGCUAUAUAAACAAUAGCCUCCAUUUGUCCCCCUACGUCAUUUGUUCCAAGAUGCGAACAGUUUCCAGAGCGAAGCUUGACAAUUACUGUGAGCUUCGAGGAACAAGUAAUGUCCAAGGACACAUAAACGGACAUAUUUCGCGCCAAAUGGAUGCUAUUGCGUUUAUUAUCCUUCGUAUAUUUCUGUAACACGCGUUAAAUAUGUUUACAAACAGCUUAGCGAUUACUGCUUGAGAUGUUUAGUUUUCAGUGUUCUCUAGUACGACUUUAUGAACGAACAAACAUCAUCUGUAAAAACAGGAAAAUACUUUAUCGUCUUGAAUUCAAUUCUGAAGAACGGCUUAAUAGAGUUGAUGCAGGGAGUGAAAAUUGGGAAUAUCAGUUGGGGUAUAUCCUCGGAUUUCCAGUAGUUUAGACCAAUCGCGUGCGUGCAAAAUUCUUAAAUGAUUGUAAACUAUUUUCUCGUUUCAUCAUAAUCACCGCCAAAAAAGGCAAUUGGUAUUUAUGUCCUUAUCCUAAAUAAUUUCCUGUCUUACUCUAAUCACAUCGCCCUUUUUCCGAUUUAUCUUUCGUGUGUCGAGGUUUUUGAACCUGUUCAAUAUAAAACAGUUGUCGAAAAUGUGACAUCACCCGAUACCGACAAAUGAAGGACUUGAAAUUUCAUACAGCCCCAGAAAAGAGAAGAACACGUAAAUAAUCAUAUUUCAUAUUCUGACUGCUUAUAACGUUUCAGAAAGUGCAAUUCAAAGCAAGUGCUGAAAAGAAAUAGGGUUGCCUGCAGCGAAGACGACGGCGUCGAGCUUCAUAAAGUCAAGGGUCAUUUCGACAAUCACCGAGAGGAAGAAAAGUGUUAUUUCUAGUAACGAGCAAGCCUUUGACACGGAUAACGAAGCCAUUUAAAACUGCUUUAAGCUUAGAAUAGCUCUUUUGAUAGAAGCUUCAGGGUUUUAGUUGUUUAGAUUGGGUAAUUAUGCAGUUAUGUUCCUGAUAGACUGAUGAUUGACAUAUAUGUGCUAAUAUUUUUCUAUGCAACCUUUUGGAUCAGGUAUGUAGCUCAGUAGGCGUUAGCGAGAAAACUCAAUAACGCGGGUUAAUGAGAGAGUGGAAAAAUUUCGAUGAACACCUUGGACUGUUCUUAAUGAGAUGGGUAAAUCAUCUGCCUUUAAACCUAAAGAUCCAAGAAAUACAUGUUAGAAAUAGCAUUGCAAUGAUGCCAACGGUUAAAGAUAUUAAGAACAGAAACCUGCUAACAGUGUUGACAACUACUCCACUGCUCAAUUAACUGAUUUUGUGCUACUAACGAUGGCUUAAAAUAUAAGUUGAAUAGGAGGGCAGAUAAAAAACGACUUUUAGCAUCCCUUAGAGAUGCUUCGCUCAUCAGAAUCAUAAUUUAGGGAGUGAGAGAAUUUUCCUUAGAGUGUUUUCUAAAACAUAAAAUGAAGCUGAAGUACGUAGUGUUUAAUGCGUCGGUUCGACCUGUUAUAUGCUCAUUUCGUUCAUAAAUCCGAGUGUCUACGUCAUAAAUUAGAAAUUGUUAUUAUACCAUGUCUAUACGUGUGAUUUUGGUGUUUUUUCUUGAUUUUUGUUAUAUCGAUAUCCAUGCUUUCGAUGGAUUUUUAAUAAAAGUGCC